AUGAUGAUGAUGAUGAUAAGGCCUCCUCCUCACCACAGAAAGAGACGCGUUCGCCAAAAUCGGUUUGUGUUUAGCACAUACCUCUUUGUGAGCAGUACUGUUGCUAAACACUAUAUGGAGAGACCAUGGCUUAAUGCGCAGCAGAUAGAUACGUAUGGGACAUGCUUUCCUCGUGGCACGCCCUUGGAUCUCGGGUGGUGUCGUCCAUGUGUAGGAUACGUUAAGUGUAAUGUGAAUGCUGAUUGGAGAAAUCCAGAGGCGAUGAGUGGGGUAUCUUGGAUUGCUCGUGAUUGCUGGGGUAGGGUUCUAUACCAUGCAAGAGAAGCUUUUACGAAGUCACGAAACAGGAUCGUUGCUGAGCUGCGGUGUAUCUUGUGGGCGGUUCAAAGCUUACGAGAUCUUCAUGUGGGUAGGAUGAUAAUCUCAUCGGAUUGUCAAGCUGCGAUCGCGGCCUUGGAUAAGCCGUGGAGAUGGCCUCAGUAUUGGGAAUUGCUGGACGCGAUUCGCAGAACUGUUGUUGAAUCAUUAUCAAUUGAAUCUAUCACUUAUGAGGUGGUGUCUUGUCACUCUAAUACCAUUGCAAGGGACAUUGCGUAUAGUGUUGUGAAGGAUGGUCGUUACCAUUCGUACCUUGCUUCUGAUGGACCGAGUUGGCUUUCUCAUCGAAUACGCAGUGAGGCGCAACCGCGCUAUGUGUUUAGGUUUAUUCCCUAUAGAUAAUUUUGUCUCUCUUGUUUUUGUUGUUUUGAGUGAUUGGAACCGAGUUGUCUCUCUUGUUUUGGUUAAUUAUGUAAGAUCAUUACAUUUUCAAUUUACAAAUUAUAUGAAGUUAUUUUAUUUUUCCAUUGUAAAAAAAAAAAAAAUGUUUUAAUUGUUUAAAGAAUUUGGAAAGGAGCCUACUGUGACACGUGCAAGUUCGUCUCUUACGACAUUUUUUAUUUUGUUCAAUAGAAGAGGAGGAGGUCACACGUCACAAGGUCCGCUUACGAUGUUACGGGAGAUACUCGUCGCUAUGUCAAUAUCUCCGUAUUUCGUGUUCAUCUGGUUCAAUUCCGCAAACCCUAAAUGUCAGAAAUUGCGGUUUCGUUAAUCGCGUGUACUCAGAUUUCAAUGUUGAGUCGAUGUGGGAGGAGGAGAAGACGGUAUUGGUGUCUCGGAAUUCGAAAAAAUUUGAUAGCUACGAAGACGUCGUUACCCAGAACAUGUU
Molecule: messenger RNA, 1207 nt
Organism: Camelina sativa (false flax)
Lineage: Eukaryota; Viridiplantae; Streptophyta; Magnoliopsida; Brassicales; Brassicaceae
Source: RefSeq, a predicted model, not a curated record